AUGCUUCUGCUAGUGGCCUUGCUGGCUCUCGCUUUGCUGUUGCUGAUUGCGCGCUGGCGUGCACGGAAGCAGAAUCGAAGGGACGGCUUGUCAAGCCUUGCCAAGAGGGACAACUCCUCACUACCGAUAUUUAGCCGCAGCCCUGCGUGCGAUGGAGUGAGGAAUGCCCCUGACGAAACUUUAUCAGCCAGCUGUGACCAGUGUCACGAGGAUGGAAAGUAUCAGGAGGCUGCCAUGAAUCCCAUCGACAAAGAGAUUCUCGACAACAAGUUCGGUGCUCCCAGAUCAGAGCUUUAUGGCUUGACCUACUACCCAAUCGCGGAGGACGUCACCGCACUGAUCCAGGUGGCCGUCCGUGAUGCAUCGAAGCACGCGGAGGUGGAGGAGAAGCUCGAGCAGCUGCGUGCGCUUAGCACCGAUCUCCCUGGGUCCGGAUGGGUGCAGCCACAGGAUCUCAGAGUGCUGCUAAGAUUCCUUCUCGCGCGGCAGUGCCACGUUGAGGAAGCCUUCACCAUGCUUCGCUCGGUUCUUGAGUGGCGGCAGCAGAGUGAUGCUACGAACGUGCUACCGCGCUGGGAGAAGCGCAGGCACGAGAAGUUGGAUCUGCACUGGAAGGCCCUGGGCCGGUCGGGGAACGAUCACGAGGGCGAUCCGGUGGUUUUCGAGCGUGUCGGGCAGAAUGACUUUCCAGGCCUGCUGAGCUGCGAUCAUGAGUUCCUGAAGCAACACACCAUUUACAAUGCAGAGUGCGUCUUCGCUAGCCUCGAACUCGCAAGACGAGAGAAUUUGAAGAAAGGCAGUAGCCGCGGCUUUCAGUUCACGGUGGUAGUGGACAUGUGCGGACUUGACCUGGGCUUCAUGGAUCGGCAUCUCCUGAGCUUGCUGCAGACGCUGGGCCGAGUGGAAUCGGACAAUUAUCCUGAGGCCCUCAAGCGGAUCAUCGUCAUCCGGCCUCCCUGGAUCUUCCCCUGGAUAUGGCGCGUGUGUCGCCCUUUCUUGGACCAGGGGACCAUCGAGAAAGUCGAAGUAGUGGACGACAGUGAGACGACAGAGGUACUCCUAAGACACAUUCCUGCCGAGAGUGUGCCGAAGGCACUCGGCGGAAAUUGGUUUGAUGGUAACGAUGACUAUUGUUCCAAGUUUAUCGUUCCUGGAAGCACUUUGCCUCAGGAGAUCAUAGACAUGACUUUUUCCAGCAUCAAAGCUUGA
Molecule: messenger RNA, 1209 nt
Organism: Symbiodinium sp. CCMP2592
Lineage: Eukaryota; Dinophyceae; Suessiales; Symbiodiniaceae
Source: the annotation of a GenBank genome assembly